GGAAUGUGAUAUGUUGUGAAUCUAUUGAUCUAUAAGUUUCUUUGGAUGUUUAAUGCUCUUCUUGCUUGUUCUUGACAUGCAGACCUCGCCUCUUAAUGUGUCACUCUCUUUGUAUUUUACUUUAUUUCACCACUCUACUGUGAGUCACUCCUACUCUCUCCAUUUGGACCAGUCUCUGGCUUUCCCCUCUCUCAACCCCCCACCACUCCCCAACUUUUACUUCCAACUCCUCUCUCACUUCCCUCUUCUUCUGCGAGUUAGCCUGGCGGGCUCCUCCUCUACCUCAUAAGGGAUAAUAGUGGUUGCAAAGUGAAUCUGAACUUGCAGCCAGCGCUGAGUGGUGGGCGAGGACAUCUGUUUGAGAGGAGCUCUGCACAGACAUUUAUCUGGGGCUUGCAGGGAAGUUAGAUUUGAGAAGUCUUAAAUGAUAAAUCCCUCCGAAUUUUAGGACUGCAAGAUGAUGGGACUCAUCAUCACACACCUGCUCUGUCUGCUGUGUCUCUGCUUGGCUCAUCCUCAGCCAGUGAGGAUACCUGGCAACAUGGAUGUAACUGGCUCUCUGGGCAGCAAGGUGGUGUUGCCUUGCAACCUCCCCACGAUGCCAGCUUCUCCCAGCGGUCCCUCUGCCACCUCCACACAGGGACCCCUUCCUGACGAGAAGGUCAGAGUCCAGUGGAUGAAGCUGGAGAAGGAUACGCCUGUACUGGUGGCCCACGGCGGGCAGAUUAGGGUGUGGAGUGAGUUCAUAGGUAGAGUGUCUGUGCCCCCACUGUCACUGGGGGACGCCUCACUGACCAUCACGAAGCUCCGGGUGAGAGACGCAGGACCAUACCUCUGCAAGGUGACGCAAGGACUGGAGGAAAAGCAGAACAUUGUCCACCUAAGCGUCUCUGGCGUGGUGUUUCACUACCGAGCCAACUCCAGCCGCUACUCUCUGGACUUCAAAAAAGCGACGGAGGCUUGUCUGUCUGUGAACGCCUCCAUGGCCACAGCUGACCAGCUGACUGCUGCCUUCCAGGACGGCUUCGAUCAGUGCGACGCAGGAUGGCUCGCUGACUACACUGUCCGGUAUCCGAUCACACAGCCUCGUCCUGGCUGUGAAGGUGACCUUCUGCACCGCCCGGGUGUGAGGACAUACGGCCGCCGCGACCCCUCAGAGAGAUACGAUGUGUACUGCUUCGUAGACGAGCUGCAGGGUGAAGUCUUCUAUCCAUCCUCCGUCACCGAGAAGAUCACCUGGCAAGAGGCGAAGGCGGAGUGUGAGAAGCAUGACGCUGUGUUGGCGUCCCCGGGUCAGCUGUUUGCAGCCUGGAGGGCGGGGCUUAGCCGCUGCGACUACAGCUGGCUGUCUGACGGUAGCGUCCGGUACCCCAUGAACAUCCCCCUGCCUCAGUGUGGAGGCGGCCUGCUGGGGGUCCGGACCCUCUACAAGUACACCAACCAAACCGGCUUCCCAGACCCCUCCGACAAGCACGGAGCAUUCUGCUAUAAAGCUAAGCUACCAGAACCAACUGUCAGCUCUCAGACGAGUCCAGCUGCAUCCCAGCCCGACUCCUCCGCCUCCGGUUUGCACGUUCUAACAUCCACUCACCCAGACAGAUCUGAACUUGGAGGCAGAACGCCAGAGCCUGGCACAGCGAGCCCGCUGUUGGUCACCUCACCUCACAUCAGAGACAUGUCCACUCCUUCCGCCACCUUGGACGACUUCGAUAUUCAAGAUUUUAUGCAACCUGGCCAGCUGGAGUCAGUGCCAAUUAGAGGGGACGUUUUGCCUAACCAGCUGCCUCCUUUACCCACCUCCCACAAUCAGGUUUCACUACUGGACACCCCCCAGCCGGAUGGCAGUGGGGAGCCAGUCCGGGCUGAUCUUGGCUCCACUUUGGGUGUGGGAGGAGAAGUUAAACCAGAAAACAUCCUGACGUCAAGCCUGGCUGGAGAAUUCACCACCUCAUCGCCCAAAGCCGUCCCAUCAAAGCCAAGUCCCCUGCUCAUCGAGCCAGAAGUGGGUCAGCAGCCUGCGGUGGUGUUCAAAGAUGAGGUCCGCCAGGGGCCAACGACGGCGAUGGAGCUGAAACCAAACAGGGAGCCGUUUUUAAGUGGAGACUCAUCAGACAAACCGCUCCACAUCCUCGUCGUCAAUGUGCUAAGGGGAAAUCAGUCAGGGAACGAUCAGGAAGACCAGUCAGCUGCAGUGAGUCGAGUCUUGGAUUUCCUGAACAAGCCAUCAAACGGCUCCCAUCCUCUAUUGCCACAAAUCUCCGGACUCACUCAGGUAUCCAGUGAGGCUGUCCUGAACAAUGAAGACUCUGAACUCCUGCCUGAGACGAUCCGGUUUGUCAACGGAAAACAUGAGGUGUCAUUCAGCCCACAACCUCCAGAAGAAGCCCGAGGGGAUCAGUUUGAGACUGCGUCUCCCGUUUAUGUUGUGGAGGUGGACAUGGGGGACAAAGACGAUCUAAGUGUGCAUCCUUUAGACCACAGUGUCUUACAGAGUCACACAGACAAGACCCUCGAUGAGACCACUCCUCCAACAGAUACAGACCAACAGGGUGUUACUGUUCCAGUCCUUGAUGACAAGCUAACCCCCAAAGUCUUCCUAGACCCACAGACUACUUCAUCUCAAGGGCCAGAAAAAGCAGCAGCCACCACCACCACAUCUUCAUCUACAGUCUCAUCAAUAAAAUCUACAACACUGCCAGGUCCUAUUGUCCAUGAUGUUUCCCAGACCGGCCCAACUCACAUCGACCAUGAAGGCACAGCGGACAAUAAUGCUGAGGCUUUGCAAGAACGUUCUGAAGAUGGAAAUGUUCCCACUCUGGCUUCAAUUUUGACUGGUGUGAUGACAGAUGAGGCAGAGAUAGGAGGGAGAGAACCUCCAACUUUUACCCCAGGUAUAAAGUCCCAGAAAAUGUCCACAGAUACCCAGAUAGGCAACUUUGAAGGAUCUGCUUCUGGACAGGAGGAGGCCUCAGGGCAAGAUGAUUAUCUUCCAGAUUUACCCAGCCUCGCCAAGACACCCCCAUCAAUUCACCCCACCCUUCACACUGAGCAGCCUCUACACGCAACAGUCAUAAAAGAAACAGACGGAGUUGCAGAGACUGCCGAAGGAGCUCAAGAAACAGGCUCAGGUGCGGAGCAGAUAUCUGGAGAGGGCGAGGCCUCGGGGGAUCAGGGUGGUCCGGCUGACCUGCCUCCAGGGGUCAGUGCCACUGUUUUACCAGAUGUGGCACCUCUGAUUCCUGGACACCAAAGUACAACAGAAACACAAGACACAUACUCCAAAACCAGCAGGGUUACGCAUUAUUCCGUCACUUUACCAGAUCUCAAGAAACAUUCAGCUGUCACCAACAAGCCUUCACCUCCAACAUCUGAUCAUACUUCAGGUCCAUCCACCACAAGCUCCACACUUAGCAUGUGGGAUGAGCCAACCACUGCAGUUUUUAUACCUGUUGACCAGACAACGCUCUCCACCCCCCAAUGGGCUCUAAUCCAUGAUCCUUCAGCUAAUGCUCUCCCAAAUGAAGAAUCUGUGGAUUAUGACAGUAAAAGCUCCCCUGUUUUGGUGGAGUCCCUCCCGGAGACCCCUGUACAGAGUGGAAUCACAGAGCAGGCAGAGGCCAGGUCUGAUUUAGAGCCUUCUGUGGAGCCCAGCCCUGUGAAUGUUCAAGACCUACUGCCGUGCUCAGUCAAUGUCUGUCUGAAUGGAGGUUCCUGCUUCGAGAAAGGCCCAGUGAACAUCUGCGUCUGUGCACCUGGAUUCAGCGGCCUGCGCUGUGAAACGGAUGUAGAUGAGUGCAACUCUAAUCCGUGUCUGAAUGGAGCCACCUGCUUGGACAGGGUCAACUCCUUCACCUGUCUCUGCCUGCCCAGCUACACAGGACAGCUCUGCGAACAAGACACUGAGGUGUGUGGGAUCGGCUGGGCCAAGUUUCAGUCCCACUGCUACAAAUACUUCAAACAUCGGCGGACGUGGGAUGCUGCGGAGAGGGAGUGUCGUCUGCACGGGGGCCACCUGACCAGCAUCCUGUCACAGGAGGAGCAGAUCUUUGUCAACCGUCUGGGCAGUGACUACCAGUGGAUCGGCCUGAAUGACCGAAUGUUUGAGAGAGACUUCAGGUGGACUGACGGAAAUCCAAUGCAAUAUGACAACUGGAGGCCAAACCAGCCGGACAGCUUCUUCCAGUCUGGGGAGGACUGCGUGGUGAUGAUCUGGCAUGAGGGGGGGCAGUGGAACGACGUGCCCUGCAACUACCACCUGACCUUCACCUGCAAGAAGGGAACAGUGGCCUGCAGCCAGCCGCCUUUAGUGAAGCACGCUGAAGUGUUUGGAGCAAAGAAGCCCCGCUAUGAGAUCAAUUCCCUGGUCAGGUAUCACUGCAAAAAGGGCUUCAUCCAGAGACACACCCCGACCGUCCGCUGCUGCGCCAGCGGCCAGUGGGAAACGCCCAAAAUCACCUGCAUGAGCCCUGCGACCUACCACCACUCAAUGAUUGUUGAGCACUAUGGCAACCAGAGGGAAGAGCAAAUGAGGAACCACGUCCAUCACACCAACAGCCAAGGGAAGGCCAAUCAGAGCCAGGAGCAGGAGCAGAGCUACGGCAUCCUGCAGAGCCUCUGGAGCCCCUUCCAGGCCCGAGUUCAGCAGCUGUUCCGGCAGAAGAAGCACGCGAACCACAGGGAUCACCCCGAUCACUGAAUGGGUUUGAGGAUUUGUUCCAGAAUCGUGAAGGCAACAGAUCAAUGCAGACUGGCCUUGUUGGUCCAGAGGCAUCGAUGGACAGAGGCAGUGUUGUUAGAUCGCCUGUCUAUUGAAGGGUCUCACAAGAACAACAUGUGAGAUGUGCCAACAUGUAUUUUCCAAAAAAACAACAAAAAAACAAACAAAAAAAAAAA
This is a messenger RNA of Poecilia latipinna (sailfin molly), 4893 nucleotides long. RefSeq names its product versican b (gene vcanb). Gene Ontology annotation, biological process: glial cell differentiation; central nervous system development; skeletal system development. The coding region runs from base 458 to 4696 and encodes 1412 amino acids. The transcript is spliced from 17 exons. NCBI's taxonomy places the organism in Eukaryota, Metazoa, Chordata, Actinopteri, Cyprinodontiformes, Poeciliidae. The record is from RefSeq and is a predicted model, not a curated record. Gene Ontology annotation, molecular function: calcium ion binding; hyaluronic acid binding. Gene Ontology annotation, cellular component: perineuronal net; synapse.